AUGGAAUUUAAUCGUUAUUUUGAAUUAACCAAGGAUAAAUCGAUCACGUGGACGAAAUGCUCCAAGGACCUUGAUGAUGAUUACGAUGAAGAAAAUAAUACUCCUAAACCGGUGUACCAUUUUGACUGUGCUGUCAUUGAGGUUCCGCUAGAUUGGACACGUUUACCAAUUCAACAACAAACCUUUCCUUCAAAUUUACCAGAGCCCCUGAUUUCGAUUAGAUUGAAGAGAAUUUCAGCGGAUGAUCCAUUACCGAAGGGGCAAUUGUGGUUACAUGUGAGCCCUCUUUUUGAGUUUCACAAAUCAGUUGAUCUGUCAUUUGAGAAAAUUGCUGCUGACAUGUUUCAACAACUAAAUCGAGAAUAUGAUAUAUUUAUUCCAAGUAUUAGAGGUAGUCAGGGAUCAAAGCCUCUCUAUCAAUGCAAACUAGAGAUUAAAUAUAAGGAAAUUUUCUCAACUGAGAAAAAACUUGCAUCAUGCCUGACAAAAGAUCCAAUAACAUCAGAUUCCAUUUCUGAAAGAUAUGGCAUCUAUUUUCGAACAGAUAAAAUAGCAUUGGAUCUUCUCUAUGUGGUUGGAUUGACCAAAUAUCACCAUAUGAAAAACACAUCCUUAUAUCAAGGAGAUGCAUCUGAGUUCACUUCUAUUCACUAUGGAUAUGGAUACAAUACGCUCCUGAUUAAUGAAAUGAUGAGGCUAGAACAUUUACUUUUACGAUCAGGAUGGCCUAUUAGAAAAUUUAUAGAUAUGGUCAUUCUUGACUCUUUGAUAUCACCAAUUACUAAAUUGAAUUUACUUGCAAGUGACAUGACCUAUAAUAAUGUGGCCAAUCAAUAUCUAGCCGAGUGUGAUGAGAAUGAAUUUUGUCGCAAGAAAUUUAAACAAUUAAGCGAUACUAAAACCUCUAUUAAGAAUUAUCUAAUACGAUUAUAUAUUUUAAAUUUAAAGAAGUGUUCCUCAAUGGAUGCUUCAGCGACCAGAGUCAUGUUAAGUUAUAUAUUUUUCCACCAUGAUCUUCAGAAUUUGAUUCUUCCGUUCAUACUUCGAGUCAUAAGAUGUAAUCAUUUAGAUGUGAACACUAUUAGCAACUUUUAUUAUCGAUUAUUACACUCUCGGAUCAUACACAAACAGUAUGAUGACCGAGAGGGGCCAUACUACGCUUUAGAAAGGAACAUUGCAUGUAAUGAAAUGAUCAAGGAUUUUCAUCACAUUGAUGAAAAACAGUUGGAGAGUGACAUGGCCAAUUUUGCAGAGUACCAAUUCAUCACAGGAAUGACAGUAUACAUGCUGAGAGCAAAGAAAGCAAGAGAAAUACAUCAGCUUAACACGACAGAAGAUCACCAAGGCCAUCCAUUUGUCACGUUCAACAGGCCCAUGUUGAUGAUGCAAGGAUCUUUGGACCCCAUCUCUCACAUGAACGGAUCUUUAGAUUGGAGAGAUUUUUAUAUUGGAACAAAUCUUUCUUUUUUCGAAUCUCCAAUUCAAUCCAAUGGUUCACAUUAUUUUGUCCUUUUUCCAUUUGUUGGACAUUUAAUUGCUCUCCGUACGAAGUGUAGUUUGAACUUGAUGACCAAUUUUAUCAAAACCAAUGGAACGUCUAUUUAUGAUAAGUGUCUAGAUGAAUACAACUUCACCCAUGCAAAAAGAACUUUGUUUAAUAAUGCAGAAUUUAACACGAGUGUUCAACAAUUUCUUCAAUCCAAAGAUCCAUGGGACAAUGGGCCUCUACUUUCCAUAUCUCAGUAUCAUUUUAUGGUGAUUGGUUUUACUGUAGCUGGCACGGUCCUUGUCAGUUUAUUUAGUUUGCUGUUCUCGUUACUGAUAUUGUCUUGGAAACGACUGUCAUGA
Naegleria lovaniensis is the source of this 1848-nucleotide messenger RNA. RefSeq lists its product as uncharacterized. The record is from RefSeq and is a predicted model, not a curated record. The transcript has a single exon. Bases 1 to 1848 code for a protein of 615 amino acids. NCBI's taxonomy places the organism in Eukaryota, Heterolobosea, Eutetramitea, Acrasida, Naegleriidae.